UCUCUCUCUCUUUCUCUUUCUAACAGAUAUAUAAACAACCAUAUAUCUCCUUUAACGCGUAAUUUACCUAAAACGGGGAGGAAGAAGAGGAAGAAGAAAGAAUGCCUACGUCUCUUCAGCUUCACAGAAUCAACACCACCAACCACCACCGCUCGGCGGCGGCGACUGUGGGUUGUCACAGCAAUAAGCGGUCAUCGCAAACCAUAUGGCGGCUUCCUCCCUCCGUUACUUUCCUCCCCGACGAAGCCCUGCACUACCACACCCACGCGGUGGGGCCCGGCCAGUGCUGCUCCGCCGUGGUGCAGGAGGUGGAAGCGCCAGCAGCCGCCGUGUGGUCCGUCGUGCGCCGCUUCGACAACCCCCAGGCCUACAAGCACUUCCUCAAGAGUUGCCACCUCAUCGUCGGCGACGGCAACGUCGGCACUCUCCGGGAGGUCCACGUCGUCUCCGGCCUCCCCGCCGCCUCCAGCACCGAGCGCCUCGAGAUACUGGACGACGAGCGCCACGUCUUCAGCUUCAGCGUCGUCGGCGGCGACCACCGCCUCAACAACUACCGCUCCUUCACCACUCUCCACCAGUCGCCCACAGGCUCCGGGACCGUCGUCGUCGAAUCUUACGUCGUCGACGUACCGCCGGGAAAUACGAAAGACGAAACUUGCACGUUCGUGGACACCAUCGUCCGGUGCAAUUUACAGUCGCUGGCCCAGAUCGCUAAAAACAUCAAUUGUAUGUAAAUCGCUUUUGUUGAGCCAAUAAUUAAUUUUUCGUGAACUUGGGUUGUGGGUUUGGUGGUUCAUCGUCGAUCAUUCAAACCCAGAAUCGAAAAUUUUUCAGCCAGAUAUAUAGCUAGCUAGCAACGUCGUAUAUUAUAUAUAUAUAUAUAUAUAUGCUAUAUGCUAGCUAGGUUCCUUCUGAGAGAUUCCAAUUGUUAAAGUUGAUAAUACGUACAUGAACAUGAUCUUAAUUAGAGUUAAUUACUUGUAUUUUGUGUAAA
Diospyros lotus (date-plum) is the source of this 994-nucleotide messenger RNA. RefSeq names its product abscisic acid receptor PYL4-like. Gene Ontology annotation, biological process: abscisic acid-activated signaling pathway. Gene Ontology annotation, molecular function: abscisic acid binding; protein phosphatase inhibitor activity; signaling receptor activity. The coding region runs from base 102 to 734 and encodes 210 amino acids. Gene Ontology annotation, cellular component: cytoplasm; nucleus. The transcript has a single exon. Lineage: Eukaryota; Viridiplantae; Streptophyta; Magnoliopsida; Ericales; Ebenaceae. The record is from RefSeq and is a predicted model, not a curated record.